Amaranthus tricolor (Joseph's coat) is the source of this 1679-nucleotide messenger RNA. RefSeq lists its product as uncharacterized. NCBI's taxonomy places the organism in Eukaryota, Viridiplantae, Streptophyta, Magnoliopsida, Caryophyllales, Amaranthaceae. The transcript has a single exon. Bases 150 to 1679 code for a protein of 509 amino acids. The record is from RefSeq and is a predicted model, not a curated record.
ACAAUUACUCACAUAACCAAUUAACAACAUGAAUCAAUCAACAAUCAUCCAUUAUAAUCUAUUUAAAAUCAUAUUUAAAGAUUUCUUGACUUAACCUACCCAUUUUACCUCUUCUUCUCUUCUUGUUCUUCCCUAAAAUUUUACAAAAAAUGACUAGAAAAUGUACAUCUUCUAUACCUUCAUCUUUUGCAUCAAUCUAUAUGAUUAGUGCUUUUUUUGCUAUUUCUUUCUUUUCCUUACUUUAUCUAAAAUACCCACAACAAAUUGAUUACUCAAAAGUCAUUACAUCCUCAAAAACUCCUACGAUUCCUUCAUAUAAUGUCAUAAAAAAUGAUGAUAACACUAUCAAACAAACAACAUAUCCUACAAAAGAAGGGAAGGAUUAUGAUUUGGUUGAGCAAAUUUCGCCUUCGAUUGAUGAUUCUUUUGUGAAACUUUCGCCUCCUGAUGUCGAAUUUGCUGAUAAAACUCGAAAAACUGAUGUUAUCAAAGAAAUACAAGCAAAAGAUCCUUAUAAGAUCAAGUCAUCUCCUCCUGUUCUUGACAAUUCAAACGAAAAGCGUUCUAAAAAUAGUACGAACACAAAUUAUUUAGCUCCGAUUACUAAACAAGGCCAACAGAACAAGUCUGAAAACGAAGAUCAAGAUCAAGAUCAAGAUGAAAUAAUAGUUUCUGAAUUUGAUCAUAUUUUAAACUUACCAAGUAAUUUUAGUAAGGAAGAAAGGAUACAAUGGAUCAAACAGAAACUACCCGAAUCAAGAAUACUCGAAUCGACACCAAGAACAAGAAAAUUUGAGGUGAAAAUGCAAGAAUUUGUGAGAAUGAACAGAUGCAGAGUGAACAUUUUCAUGACAUGGAUUUCGACAACAUUAUUGGGUAAGCGAGAAAUGUUCUCCCUAGAGAGUAUACUUAAAGCACACCCGAAUGGUUGUGUGAUCAUAAUCUCUCGAAUAAUGGCCUCAAAACCCGGUAAAGAUCUCAUAAAACCACUCAUAGAACGCGGGUACAUGAUCCUAACAGUUGCACCAGAUUUUGCUCUGAUCUUUAGUAGCACACCAGCUCAAGAUUGGCUCGAGAGGCUUAUGAAUGGUCAUCUUGAUCCAGGAAAAAUCCCCAUUACACAAAACUUAUCAAACCUUUUAAGGCUCGCGGUUUUAUACAAGUAUGGAGGUGUAUACUUUGAUACUGAUAUGAUAAUCCUUAAGGAUGUUUCAAAGUUAAGAAAUUCUAUAGGAGUGCAAGAAGUUGAUGAAGAAAGUAAGACAUGGGUAUCAGUUAACAAUGCAGUGUUGAUCUUUGAUAAGAAUCAUCCUCUUUUGUAUCGAUUUAUGGAAGAAUUUAACUCGACAUUUGAUGGAAACUUAUGGGGAUUCAAUGGGCCUUAUAUGGCUAGUAAAAUUGUUAGGAGAUAUCUAGAUGAUCCCAUGUAUCAAUUCAAUGUGAUGUCUCCUAUGGCAUUUUACCCUAUUGAUUGGGAAAGUCUUGAUAAGUAUUUUAAGGACUUACAUGGUAAAGACUUAGAUUUGGCUAAAGACAUGUUUGUUAAGGUUAGUAAAGAGUCUUAUGGUGUUCAUCUUUGGAAUAGAUUUAGUAAGAAUAUGAGGAUUGAGAAAGGUAGUGUUAUUGGGAAAUUAAUUUCUAGUCAUUGUAUCAUAUGCCAAGAUGUAUAUGGGUUAUGA